AUCGCUUGUCAUCAGCUAGGUCCAUUUUGAGCCUUGAUCAUGAGAGAGUUGGCAAUCGUUUGGGAAUCAGGGGAGUCGGCAGUGACUGCGGCUAGAAGCGAUGGAUGGGAGUGUACCACAGGUGGUUGUAAAAUGGUUGGGACACGGCUGGCACCAAAGAUCGGGCGGAGGGUUCGACUACCGCCGCCACUGGCUGUCGGGGCAAGGUCGGGAGCUAACCCGGAAGUGAUCUUAGUACUGUACUGUCACUGUAGCUGCCAUCAUUUGGUUCGUACCUGACGCACUGUGCAAGACCCGGAUUCAGAGGUCAAACAUCGCCAUGUCAUCCGAAGAGCCAGAAUGGGUGCUGUACUACUGGGGAUGUCCGCCAGGGGUGAAACCAUUUCCGGGGAGAGGGGAGUUCGUCAGACUCAUCUUUGAGGAGGCUGGCGUCAAGUUUAGAGAGGUCAACGACUUUGAGGUCCUAAAGAAGCUGUUUUUCACUGAAAAACAAAAAGGAUUCUACGCCUUUGCCCCGCCCAUGAUUCAGAGAGGAAAGUUCCGGUUGUCCCAGACGUCGGUUAUCUGUAGUUAUUUGGGGAAGCAGUUCGGUCUGUGGCCAGAGUCUGAGGAAGACCAGUGGCGCGCUCAGCAGCUGAACAUUACCAUUCACGACUUCAUAGCCGAAGGACGCCUGGCUUUCCACGGUCGGAACCCUGUGGAAUCUUACUAUACGCAGAAGGAGGAGACUCAGCCUUACAUCGACAGGUUCGUGGCCACCCGCCUGCCGCGCUGGCUUACGCAUCUAGAGACAGCUCUGAAAGCCAACAAUGACGGACAAGGGUUCGUGAUAGGUGGCAAGCUGACAUAUGUGGACCUGGGUCUGCUGCACGUCCUGCGGGCUACAGAGUCACAGUUCCCCCAGGCCUGGGCGUCCAACGACUCCAUUCCCCUCCUCAAAGCCUUCAAGGCCCGCCUGUCCGCCCGACCCAACCUGGCGGCAUACUUUAAUUCCGACAGGUGCGUUCCUUUUGAAGGAAACAGCAUGAUGUGAAGACGAAUCUUCAAAUCGCGCACAUUUUACUCCACGUUUUAUAAAAGGGAAACAUACUGUUUUUGCUUCGUGUCUCUUCCUCGUCUCCUUUCGUUACAAGCGAAUAUUGUCAAUGACCUUGACCAGACGGCUGACGCCAUGGUUACUGGUUAAGUAGCAGUCUGUGGCCUUCGACAAUAUAAUGUGCAUGUAGCAAGUGGCAGGAUAGAGCUGGAGGGGCUGGUCAUCGUAUAUAUGAAUGUGUUUGAGUUAGAAUGAGCAGAAUAGUAGUUUGUUAGGCUAUGUGAAGGUAACAUCAUGUAGUAGGUCGCAAAUGUUAGCUUUCUAGUGUAACAGUCGUCAACCGGCGUUAUAUCACAGCUAGAUUCCCGCAUUUUGUGAUUGUGCUAUUGCAAAUUUCUAGGGCCAACAUGUGUACACACUCGACGGACACGGUGUGUUUUCAAGCUAGCUACAGUCGCUUAUGUGUGCCGUUCCUUUAUUUUUGAAGCAAGAAAAUAAAUAUCUAAAUAGUU
This is a messenger RNA of Branchiostoma floridae (Florida lancelet), 1548 nucleotides long. RefSeq names its product glutathione S-transferase P-like. The record is from RefSeq and is a predicted model, not a curated record. The coding region runs from base 320 to 1033 and encodes 237 amino acids. The transcript is spliced from 6 exons. Gene Ontology annotation, molecular function: glutathione transferase activity. Gene Ontology annotation, biological process: glutathione metabolic process. NCBI's taxonomy places the organism in Eukaryota, Metazoa, Chordata, Leptocardii, Amphioxiformes, Branchiostomatidae.